UUUGAAUCGUCAGGAUCGUUUCGACUGUCUGCUCGUCAGAUAGAGCUUGUACGUUCUAAGAAGCGUAUGUUAGCAUCCUUUGUCCGUGAAUUGCGUGAAAGUGGCAUUUAUGUUUUAAAAUUGGUGUACUAAGUGUUUCCUGUAAAUAAAUCUUCAUUGAUCUUCAUACGCAUGUGUGGUCAACAAAAAGGCUUACUAGAAUCCAUUUUGAAUCGUCAGGAUCGUUUCGACUGUCUGCUCGUCAGAUAGAGCUUGUACGUUCUAAAGAGCGUAUGUUAGCAUCCUUUGUAGUACGUCCGUGAAUUUCGUGAAAGUGGCGUUUAUGUUUUUAAAUUGGUGUACUAAUUGUUUCCUGUAAAUAAAUCUUCAAACGGUAGUGCUAGUAGAUUGCAAGACGUCCUAAUAGAAGUUGAAGAACAUAAAGACGAAAGUAAUGAAUUUUCCUGAAAUUGAUAUUGAAGCGGUAGUUGAGUUGUGGUUCCGAAUGUUCCCGGAUGGCAAGGCUUCCAUCAAUUACGCCUUGCAAUCGCCACAAGUAAAUACCGGUGCAAAUCUAGAACCAGUGCAAAGGCCUAGAGGCAGACAGGAACUUGUAUUCGACAUAGUUGGUAUGGCUAAGGAUCUUGUACCAACAUGUUGUGACAUUGCAAAAGUAUGGGACGAUUUUCGUCAAAACGGAUACAACGACAUGUCAUACGAUCUCGUCGUCCUUGAAGCGAAAGAAAAUACUCUACCUCUGAAAAACAUAAGUAACCAGCAAAAGCGACGCGCGUUGCGCAAUGGAGCCCACACAUCCGAGGAUCACUGUGUAUUUUGUUUCAACAACAAAGCUGAACCAGUGGUUUAUAAAAGUCAUAGGUGCAAGGAUCAACGUGGGUUGGUAAGCUGUCCAAUUCUGCGAAAGCUCAUGUGCCCUUUUUGCAAGGCGACAGGACCAAUGGCACACACACCAAAGUAUUGCCCCAUAAAACCGAUCAUCACCCCAGCAUACUGCGAAGCAAUGGAGCGAAAAAAGAUGGAAAACAAAUGGUUGGUUGUUCAUAAGGAUAUGAAUAGAAGAAAAUCCAUGCGUUUGUGAAAAGAACAGCAAUUGUCCGCAACCGGAAUCUACAGGAGGAAGUCUUCAAAAUUUAAUUAUCUUACUUUUACUUUCGUACGUCCUAGUUUUUUUUACAUGUUUAUCAUUUCUGUAAGGAUGUUAAUCUCUUUUACUUACUUUACUUAUAGCAAAAUGAAAAUAUUUUGCACUCGAAAAUUUACGGCAUCAAAAUUACGUGGUGCGUUCGAAAUGUUCAACAAACUUGUUCGUCGACGCAGACUGAAGAAUAGAAGGUUUCGCUGAGCGAAAGGUAGUGGCUAAUUCUAUCAGAUUUAAUUGGAGAUCUUGACAGCAAGUUAUACUACUUACUAACGUGCAGAAUUUAUACUUUGCAUACGAACAUCGAUUAAUAGUUACUCCAUCUCAGGACUAUGGUUAAUUUUUUUUUUUACAGUCACAUUUAUGAAAUUUAAAGUGCUCUCAUGAGAAGAAAUAUUUUCAUACAACAAUUACAACAAACGUAAAUUGCAAGAAACUUUUUCGAAUAUUAAAUAAACUUUAUAUAAUUUUGUUUUUUUACAUGAGCAAUAAUAAGCCCAAUUUAUAAAUCUGUUUACAACUUACAACUUAAGGUGGUUAUUAUUUUGUGUCAUUAGGGAAACCUUGCUAGAGGAGCACGAUACCUUUUAAAUUAAUGCUUAUCUAAAACUGGGCAUGGGCGCAUAUCUACCUAUACGAUUUAAUUAUCCUAACUUUACUAGCGGCUUGAUUGAAGUCAAACCAAAGAUGGGGGGAAUUGAUGCGAAGCCCAUACGUUUCUGCAUUGGAAAAAUCUACCUUACUUACAUAUUAAUUAUAAUAAGGAUCUGUAACUUUCUUCAUCACUCAUCAACCAAGAUAGGUAGCUUGUCCAAUUAGAUAUCUUUAAUUUAUAGGUUCGUCUACACAAUAGCUUAUCGUUAGUUUGCUAGCACUUUCACGCUCCCGAGUAC
Anopheles coustani is the source of this 2031-nucleotide messenger RNA. RefSeq lists its product as uncharacterized. Gene Ontology annotation, molecular function: mRNA binding; zinc ion binding. The transcript has 2 exons. The record is from RefSeq and is a predicted model, not a curated record. Bases 434 to 1078 code for a protein of 214 amino acids. Gene Ontology annotation, biological process: oogenesis; negative regulation of translation. Lineage: Eukaryota; Metazoa; Arthropoda; Insecta; Diptera; Culicidae. Gene Ontology annotation, cellular component: perinuclear region of cytoplasm.